Messenger RNA from Polistes dominula (European paper wasp), 2625 nucleotides. RefSeq names its product splicing factor 3B subunit 2 (gene Sf3b2). Gene Ontology annotation, cellular component: U12-type spliceosomal complex; nucleus. The record is from RefSeq and is a predicted model, not a curated record. NCBI's taxonomy places the organism in Eukaryota, Metazoa, Arthropoda, Insecta, Hymenoptera, Vespidae.
GGCUUCGCUGAUUGGUUGAGCCAUUUUUUUAUUCUUGUCACUUUUAUUUUUAGGAUGCGACUUGUUUUUCUUUGGUGUACACGUACAGACUAAUAAAGACUACUUUUUGUUAGCGUGGUUCCCUAGCCUUCUAGUAACUUUUAGAGGGCGCCACCUUCGGUAGAAGCGCUACAGUUUUCUUCUUUCUCGAUAUAGAAAGCUAAUGUAGGAUUCAAAUUAAUAUCUGUAUACUUGACAAUAAAAUCAUCUUGUAGCAAUUAAUUAACAGCUGCUUGCAAUAAAGUUGAAAGCGGAAUUCCAGUUCGUAUUUAAUACGCAUUUAUAGAAACAAUUGUCGAUAUGGAAAAUAUACCGGGAAGUGAGAAUCAAGGAACGCAAUAUAAGAUUGAUAUUCAACAGAUGUCCCAUCCAUCUAUGAUGGGUAUGAGUUCUAAUCAUCAUACUUCAAAUAUGAUGGAACCACCAAAACCGUUACCUAGUUUAUUAAGCUUGAAAGUAACACCGCCAACGGAAUUACAACAUCAAAGUGAUAUAGAGGAUACAGUAAGAGAGGGAGAUAAUGAGACAGUUAAACUUCCAGCUGCCUUGGAACAAGCUUUAGCUUUUAAAACGGAAAGGGCUAAGGAAGUAGGUGGUGAUCCAAAUGAUAUAGUCUCUUUGGGAAAAUCUACCAAUGACGAAUCUACCGGAGAAGAUGGUCCUCCUCACUUGGAGGAUAUAUUGGAAGCAGAAACAACUAUUGACAAAGUCGAUUCAAAGGCAACUAAGAGUAAAAAGAAAAAAAAGAAGAAGAGGAAGAAGAAUACUAACGAGAAAAAAGAGUUAGAGAGGAAGCAAGAGCAAAUAGAAGAUAAUAAAUUAAAAGAAGAUCAACCAGAAAUAGAAUAUAUUCAAGAAAUUCCCAGUAUAAACGAUUUGGAGCCGAUGUAUCGUCAAUUUGCUCGAGUUUUUGAAGCAUUUAAAUUAACCGAACCAGAAGCUCGUCCUAACGAUACUGCCGAUAAGGGCGAACCAAUUGGUCAAUAUCCGCCUGUUAGCAGUAUGCAAGCAACGGGCCAAAUACCAAGCAAAAUACCACCUUUGGAUGAUUUUGAUGACGAAGUAGGCCAGCAACAGCAACAACAAGGAACCGGAGAAAAUGGUGCUCCACGCUUAUCUAAAAGAAAAUUAAAAAGAUUGACGCGACUGAGUGUAGCAGAAUUAAAACAGCUGGUAGGUAGGCCUGAUGUUGUAGAAAUGCAUGACGUUACUGCCAGAGAUCCAAAACUUCUCGUACAACUUAAAGCACAUCGUAAUACCGUACCUGUGCCUAGACAUUGGUGUUUUAAAAGAAAAUAUCUACAAGGAAAACGAGGUAUUGAAAAGCCACCUUUUGAUUUACCUGAUUUUAUAAAACGCACUGGAAUAACAGAAAUGAGAGCAAGUUUGCAAGAGCGCGACGACACUCGUACUUUAAAAGCAAAAAUGCGCGAGAGAGCAAGACCCAAAUUAGGUAAAAUUGAUAUAGAUUAUCAAAAACUUCAUGACGCAUUUUUUAAGUGGCAAACCAAACCACGCAUGACGAUCCACGGUGAUCUCUAUUACGAAGGUAAGGAAUUUGAAACGCGACUUAAAGAAAAGAAGCCUGGUGAAUUAUCUGACGAGUUACGUACGGCAUUAGGGAUGCCUGUAGGACCUAAUUGUCAUAAGGUACCACCACCAUGGUUAAUUGCUAUGCAACGUUACGGGCCACCACCAAGCUAUCCAAAUCUUAAAAUACCAGGCUUAAAUGCUCCUAUUCCAGAAGGAUGUGCCUUUGGAUAUCACGCUGGUGGUUGGGGAAAACCACCCGUCGAUGAGACAGGAAGACCAUUAUACGGAGAUGUUUUUGGUGUGUCUCGUACACCAGGCAGCGAUGCUUUAGACGAAGAAGUAGAUAGAGGCAUGUGGGGUGAGCCUGAAUCUGAAUCAUCUGGAGAUGAAGAAGAAGACGAAGAUGCGGAAGAAGGUGGAGAUGGAGAAGCAGAUGGAAAAGAUGGAGAUGUUGAUGCGAGUGGAUUGGUUACACCUCUUGCAGAAGGACUAAUAACACCGAGUGGUAUUACAUCUAUACCAGCUGGAUUAGAGACACCGGAAACAAUAGAAUUGAGAAAGAAAAAAAUAGAGAGUGAAAUGGAGGGUGGAGAUACUCCUGCAUUGUAUACCGUUUUACAAGAGCGUAGAGCAGAAGGUUUAGGUGCAAGUAUGAUGGGAAGUACGCACGUAUAUGAUAUGACAGGUGCAGCGGGAGGUCAGGCACCACCUUCUGUCAUUGCUGCACGACGUGGUAUAAGUGGAACAACAUCUGAUGCAAGAACAGAAAAAGAUGGUGCUGUUGAAUUGGCAUUAGAUCCUAGUGAAUUAGAUCUUGACUCUGAAGCAAUGGCAUCAAGAUACGAGGAAACUAUGAGAUCUCGACAAGCUCACCUUAGGAGAGAAGAUUUAUCUGAUAUGCUUCAAGAUCAUGUGCAAAGACAAAAAAGUAAACGUAAACGACAACAAACGCAAGAUACAAAAGCUUCUAAGAAAUAUAAGGAAUUUAAAUUUUAAACUAAUCAAAUUUUCAAAUACCACAACAUUAUUUAAAUAUAUAAUAAAGAAAGAAAG